Rhododendron vialii is the source of this 2008-nucleotide messenger RNA. RefSeq names its product transcription termination factor MTEF1, chloroplastic-like. Gene Ontology annotation, biological process: regulation of DNA-templated transcription; chloroplast organization. The coding region runs from base 738 to 1223 and encodes 161 amino acids. NCBI's taxonomy places the organism in Eukaryota, Viridiplantae, Streptophyta, Magnoliopsida, Ericales, Ericaceae. Gene Ontology annotation, molecular function: double-stranded DNA binding. Gene Ontology annotation, cellular component: chloroplast. The record is from RefSeq and is a predicted model, not a curated record. The transcript has a single exon.
UCUCCCUCUCGUCUCUUCUGUGUACUGUGUGCACACAACUGAGCCAGGAAAGAUGCAAACUCUGGUCUCAUACCUUUCUCUCAACCCUUUCCCUUCUCUCUCUAAAACCAACAACAAAAACAAAAACAAACCCAAACCCUUCCUCUGUUCCUGCUUCUCUUCUCAUCCUCUCUCACUCACUCUCCCAGCAUCUCAACUCCAACCUCAAACCCAUCUCUCUCCAAUUUCCUCAUCAAAACCUUGGCAAUCUCUGAACCACAAGCCGUUUCCAUCUCCAACCGCUUCUCAUCGAGAAAAUCCCUAGAAAAGCCACACUCCGUGGUUCAAUUUCUCAAGCAACUAGGCUUCUCCGACGACCAAAUUCGAUCCUCCGUUCGGUCCAGGCCCCAGAUCCUCUUCUCCGACGUGGACAAGACUUUGAAGCCCAAGCUGCACUUUUUUCUGGGCCUGGGUCUCUCUGGUCCUGAGUUGGGUAAGUUAAUUUCAACUCAUUCUCACGUUCUGCUUGAUAGUUUGGAGAGAACAUUGAUACCCUGCGUUGACAUUAUCAAGAACACCCUCAUAAACGACAAAAACAAUCAGGAUUUGAUUCGGGUUCUGCAGAGGACCUAUGGGGGUUGGGUCUUUUCAAAACCAGUAUCGAGAUUGAAAUAUAACAUUGCCUUCUUGGAGAGCUGCGGCAUUGUUGGGCCCCAGCUCUCAUAUCUUUUGAAGAGGCAACCUCAGCUUUUCUUCAUAUGGACCUUAUUUCGCGUGUUUUAGAUAUGGGGUUUUUUGUUGAUUCGAGGAUGCUGGUUCAUGUUGUGCACGCAGUUUGUAGCAUAAGUGGUGAGACUUUUAGCAGGAAGAUUGAAUUGUUUAGGAAUUUUGGGUUUUCGGAGGAGGAAUGUAUGGAUAUGGUAAGGAGGACUCCGGCGUUACUUAUAGUUUCCGAAGGGAAGUUGAAGUUGGGGAUAGAUUUUUUCUUGAAGGAGGUGAAGUUGGGAAGGAAUGCGUUAGUUAGUUAUCCUAUUUGUCUAAUGUUCAGCAUGGAGAAGAGAGUAGUUCCUCGUUAUAGAGUUUUAAGGGUUAUCAUGUCAAAGGGGCUGUUACAGAAGGAACCUAGUUUAAGUUAUUUAUUGACUAUCUCAGAAGUGGAGUUUCUGGGAAGAUUUAUAUCUAGGUUUCCAGAUGAUGGAAAGGAAAUCUUGGAGAUUUACAAGGGUGACCUUUUGGAUUCUUGACUCUUCAAUGAAAUAAGAAUUGGGAGCCCUUCGUUCAUUGCUGUUGCAGCAAUGUUGCACUUUGGGUGUAGUUUGUGGCCAGAAACCUCCCUAUGGGGGAGCCAUGGAAGCUAUGGAAUUGGAACCAUAACGGGAAUUAGACUUGUUUUGUCCCAAGCUCGGAGAAGCUUUCUUUGAUAUAUAUGCUCACUCUGAUAGUCGGAUUUGGGUGGUAAAAGUUUAUUUAGAAGUGAAAAAUUGUUGCACUAUGGUAUUACAUGUCGUAAUCUGAUAGCGUGCUUUUAGGAUGGACUGUGUUGAACCUUUUGGGAAGGAGACCUAUUGUUGGGCCCGGAGUGCCUCCAUGGAUUUGGUUACACAAUGUCAUCCCCUGUGAUCGUUCUAAAAACAGACUUGCAAGUGCGUUGUAGAAUGUCAUAAAAGACUUAAUUGAAGCCCUCCUAGCACCAAUUGGUUUUAGUAGAGAUGGUGGAAGAGCGGUCUGAACCUAUGAAGGAUGACUGCUUCAUAUAGUUACUGAAGAAGAUAUCUAUUAGAGAUGCAGAAAGUCUACAACAAUAAAUGUUGGUUUGAUUCAGGUAAAAAUUUGAAGUGAAUACGAGAACUUGUUACCUCUCCUGUCAUGUUGUUUUUCUGAAAUGUACAUAGAUUUUGUUGACUUUGAUCAUUGGGUUAGAAACUUGUGUGAGUUGUGUUAUUUUUAAUUUUGUUUUCAGUGUUUAGAGUUUGGUGCUUGUACUGAUACCUGAUUCUUUUGGUGUCCAUGAAAAUUGAUCAUCAUUUUA